CGCCGGCCGGGCGUCUCAGUGAAGCCUUGGCCGCCAAUGGGGGAGGUGGAGCCCGGGCCCGCGGGCCCGCUGGAGCCCCCGGAGCCACCUGAAGCGGCGGCCACUCGCCGGCCCGGAGGGAUCCGGGUCCUGAAGAGAAAUAUGAAACACAAUGCGAGCAGAAAUUGUUUGAAUAGAAGAAGUAGGUUUGGUUCUCGAGAAAGAGACUGGCUUCGAGAAGAUGUGAAGAGAGGCUGUGUUUACCUUUAUGGAGCAGACACAACCACUGCCACUACAACCACUACCACCUCCUCCUCCUCUGCGUCCUCCACCUCUUCUGACUUACAUCUUGUCCUUUGUACAGUAGAGACACCAGCAUCAGAAAUAUGUGCUGGAGAGGGAAGAGAAAGUCUCUAUCUACAGCUUCAUGGAGACCUGGUCAGGAGACUGGAACCCACUGAGCGGCCUCUUCAGAUUGUUUACGAUUAUUUAGCCAGGCUCGGAUUUGAAGAUCCCGUGCGCAUACAGGAGGAGGCUACGAACCCUGACCUCAGCUGUAUGAUUCGAUUUUAUGGUGAAAAACCAUGCCAGAUGGAUCAUCUGGAUCGAAUCCUACUGUCUGGCAUCUACAAUGUACGAAAAGGAAAAACCCAGCUGCACAAAUGGGCUGAACGCCUAGUUGUUCUGUGUGGUACCUGCCUUAUUGUUUCCUCAGUGAAGGAUUGUCAAACUGGAAAGAUGCACAUUUUGCCUCUGGUUGGGGGAAAGAUAGAAGAAGUGAAGCGCCGGCAACACUCCCUUGCUUUCAGCUCAGCUGGAGCCCAAGCCCAGACCUAUCAUGUCAGCUUUGAGACUUUGGCUGAGUACCAGAGAUGGCAACGACAGGCAUCUAAGGUAGUGUCCCAGCGGAUCAGCACUGUGGACCUCUCAUGUUACAGCCUUGAGGAGGUUCCUGAGCAUCUCUUCUAUAGUCAAGAUAUCACCUACCUCAACCUGCGACACAACUUCAUGCAAUUAGAAAGACCAGGAGGCCUUGAUACACUCUACAAAUUUUCUCAACUGAAGGGCCUAAACUUGUCCCAUAAUAAGCUUGGAGUGUUUCCUGUGUUGCUGUGUGAGAUUUCUACCCUGACUGAACUCAACCUUUCAUGUAAUGGAUUUCAUGACUUGCCAAGUCAGAUUGGCAAUCUGCUAAAUCUUCAGACCCUCUGCCUCGAUGGCAACCUUCUCACCACUCUACCCGAUGAAUUGGGAAACCUGCAGCAGCUUACUUCUCUGGGAAUUUCCUUCAACAAUUUUAGUCAAAUUCCUGAGGUUUUGGAGAAACUCACCAUGUUAGAUAAAGUGGUUAUGGCAGGAAACUGUUUGGAAGUCUUAAACCUAGGGGUGCUGACCAGGAUGAGCCAUGUUAAGCAUGUGGAUCUAAGGAUGAACCAGUUGAAAACGGUGAUUAUUGAAAAUCUGGAGGGAAAUAAACACAUCACUCACAUGGAUUUGCGGGACAAUCAGUUGACUGAUUUGGACCUUAGCUCCUUAUGUGGCUUGGAGCAGCUGCACUGUGAGCGGAACCAGCUGAGGGAGCUGGCACUCAGUGGCUUCUCCCUUCGAACCCUCUACGCCAAUUGGAACAGGCUGACAGCAGUGAAUGUCUACCCAGUACCCAGCCUGCUCACUUCUUUGGAACUCUCCCGAAACCUGCUAGAGUGUGUCCCUGACUGGGCCUGUGAAGCAAAAAAGCUAGAAAUACUAGAUAUGAGCUACAAUCUUCUUACAGAGGUUCCUGUGAGAAUUCUGAGUAGUCUGACUCUUCGGAAAUUGAUGUUGGGACACAACCACAUCCAUGUCCUUCCAGUACUGGUGGAGCACAUUCCCCUCGAGGUGCUGGACAUCCAGCAUAACACUCUCUCCAGGCUGCCAGACACUCUCUUCUCUAAGGCCUUAAAUCUUAGAUACUUGAAUGCGUCUGCAAAUAAUCUGGAAUCUUUGCCUUCUGCGUGUGCUGGAGAGGAGAGUCUGAGUGUGCUGCAGCUGCUGUACCUGACCAACAACCUCCUAACGGAUCAGUGCAUACCUGUUUUGGUUGGGCACCCACACCUGCGAAUUCUCCACCUUGCCAACAACCAGCUGCAGACCUUUCCUGCAAGCAAACUAAAUAAAUUGGAGCAACUGGAAGAACUGAAUCUAAGUGGAAACAAGCUUAAAGCCAUUCCCACAACAAUAGCAAACUGCAAAAGGCUGCACACUCUUGUCGCACAUGCCAACAACAUCAGCAUUUUCCCAGAGAUACUGCAGCUGCCUCAGAUUCAGUUUGUAGACCUGAGUUGCAACGACUUGACAGAAAUACUAAUUCCAGAGGCUCUGCCUGCUACUUUACAAGAUCUUGAUCUGACAGGAAAUACAAAUCUGGUUCUGGAACACAAGACUUUGGACAUGUUUAGCCAUAUCACAACCCUGAAAAUUGAUCAGAAACCUUUGCCAACCACAGAUUCUACACUUACAUCAACCUUCUGGAGCCAUGGGCUGGCUGAGAUGGCAGGGCAGAGAAAUAAACUCUGUGUGUCUGCCCUGGCUAUGGAUAACUUUGCAGAGGGGGUGGGAGCUGUGUACGGAAUGUUUGAUGGGGACCGGAAUGAGGAGCUCCCUCGUCUGCUGCAGUGUACGAUGGCAGAUGUACUUUUGGAAGAAGUCCAGCACUCAACAAAUGACACAAUUUUCAUGGCCAAUACCUUCUUGGUAUCUCACAGGAAAUUAGGAAUGGCUGGCCAGAAGCUGGGGUCCUCUGCUCUCCUAUGCUACAUUCGACCUGACACUGCUGACCCAACAAGUAGUUUUAGCUUGACUGUAGCCAACGUUGGCACGUGCCAAGCAGUCCUGUGCCGAGGUGGGAAGCCAGUACCCCUUUCUAAAGUCUUCAGCCUGGAGCAUGACCCCGAGGAGGCGCAGAGGGUGAAGGGUCAGAAAGCCAUAAUAACAGAGGACAACAAGGUGAAUGGUGUAACCUGCUGUACCCGAAUGCUGGGCUGUACAUACCUCUAUCCGUGGAUCCUCCCCAAACCCCACAUAUCUUCCACUCCACUUACCAUUCAAGAUGAAUUGCUCAUUUUGGGAAACAAAACACUGUGGGAACACUUGUCAUACCUAGAAGCUGUCAAUGCCGUGCGUCAUGUACAAGACCCAUUAGCCGCUGCUAAGAAGCUGUGCACAUUAGCACAGAGCUAUGGUUGUCAGGACAAUGUGGGGGCAAUGGUGGUUUAUUUGAACAUUGGUGAGGAAGGCUGUACCUGUGAAAUGAAUGGGCUCACUCUUCCAGGCCCUGUGGGAUUUGCUUCAACUUCCACCAUCAAGGAUGCCCCCAAGCCAACCACACCUUCCUCUAGUAGUGGGAUUGCCUCAGAGUUCAGCAGUGAGAUGUCCACCUCAGAGGUGAGCAGUGAAGUAGGCUCCACUGCUUCUGAUGAGCAUAACGCUGUGGGUCUGGAGGCCAGCUUGCUUCCAAGGCCAGAAAGGCGCUGUAGUCUGCACCCAACACCCACUUCAGGAGUUUUCCAGCGACAGCCUUCUUGUGCUACUUUCUCUAGCAACCAGUCUGACAAUGGACUGGACAGCGAUGAUGACCAGCCUGUUGAAGGAGUCAUAAGCAAUGGCAGCAGGGUCGAAGUAGAGGUAGAUAUCCACUGCUGCCGAGGAAGAGGGCCUGAGAGCUCCCCUACUCUCCCAAAGAACUCUUCCACCCCUUGCUCAGAGGAACAUGCUAGAGGAUUGUUUUUUGGGAUCCGAAGACAGAACAGUGUGAAUAGUGGUAUACUUCUGCCAGUGAACAAAGACAAGAUGGAGUUACAAAAGUCUCCCUCCACUUCCUGUCUAUAUGGAAAGAAACUCUCCAAUGGCUCUAUUGUGCCACUAGAAGACAGCCUGAACCUCAUUGAGGUGGCCACAGAAGCACCCAAAAGGAAAACUGGCUAUUUUGCUGCCCCCACUCAGCUGGAACCAGAGGAUCAGUUUGUUGUUCCUCGUGACCUGGAAGAAGAAGUGAAGGAGCAGAUGAAGCAGCACCAGGAGAGCAGGCCUGAGCCCGAACCCAGUGAAGAGGACCAGACCGAGCCCCUGGAGGAAUUUGAUACAGCACUGUGAUUCUGCCCCAAGUGGGCACAGCAUAAGGGAGGGCUAUGUCAUUUUGGGGACGGGAACUUCAGGAGAUAUUUGCCUCAGUGUUUCUAACUGUAGAUGUGUGGAGUAGUAUUUGGAGCCAAAAAGUUGAGCACUAUCAGGGUCUGGCUCUAGGUGAGCUAGUACCGUUAUCAGUGUUAAGCUUUGAAUUGAACCUUCAUUGGACUCCCAGAGUUGCUGGGAGGGAGCAAAUGUUAUUCUGUGUCAGUCCUGCCACCUGCCAUUAACCCUUUCUCUCCUAGGAUCAUUUGAGAAUUUGCCUGCCUGGGCAGGAAAGGGACUAUUUCUGUGGAGGAAGUAACUGAAGGUUGAUUCCCUUUACUAAUUGCUGCUGAUGGAUUUCUGUGACAAGAGAAAUCACCUUAUCUCUCAGACUAACUAGUGGGGUGUGAUGUGACUAGUCACAUGGCUUUUUAUUCUCUACGAGAAUACAGCCUAUCAAAUGAUGUAUAUUGGAGAUGCAGAACCAAUCAGGCAGGUAAUUUAUGUAUGUAAUGUUAUGUAACGAGAGCACUUUUCAUUGACUGUGAACCUUUUAUUUUUGAAUCUGCACUCGAGCCAAUCUUCUUAGAGGCAGCCCAGCUCCUUUGUCCAUAGGUAGAGCUAACUGAGCAUCGGAGCCUCUUUUAAGGGUACUUGGAAAGGUCCUGGAAAUUGAUCUGUUGGAUAUCAGACUAUGAAAGCUCCUGAGAACCUUCGGGUGGGAGGAUUUUAUUCUGUGGAGGAAAAUGGGGAAGGAGUGAAAACUAAGACUUCUUUCCCCAAGUCAAAAAGAGACUCUGUCCUUGAUAAGCUGACUCUACUAGGAACUAGGAUCACAAGGCAGGUACUUGUGGAUUGGCUUCUUUUCCUACAUGUGGUAGAGUUGGCAGGCAGCCUCUUGACAGGCAGGCUGACACCCUGAAUUAUAGCAGGUGAGUGCAACAGGAACAUAUGGGCAGACAUAUCUUACAAGUUAGACUUGUUCCCUCCAUCUCUUCCUCUCCCUUCCUCCUUCCUCCCCCCACUUCCUCUAUUUUCUCAAGAGCAGGAUAUUUUCCUAGAAUGUUGGUAGUGAGUUGAAUGCUAACCCUGUAGUGUUUGACACUGUGUCCUUCUGAAAACUGCUGAUUCUCCUGACAUGGUUCAAAGAACUGGGCUCAACACCAGGGUAAGAGAGACUAUUCAACUGAGAAACUGAAAUUAUAGAAAUUACAGAAAACCUGUAAUUUCUUUUCACAUUCCACAUAACCCUAGCAAAUUAUAGCUUCUUGUAUAUUUCUGUUGCUUUUUCCACUAGAUUUACUUAGGAAACUAAUUCUUAUUUAUUGAUACAAAUUUUGGCAUUGCUUGAUUUUUUACUCAGUGGAAAAUGUGCUUUUAAAGUUUUAGAAUAUUGCACAACUAAAACAAAUAGAUUGGAACCAUUUUUAAUUUGCUUUAUAGAAACAAAUUGUUAAAUAUAAGAUUGAAAGUGUGUAUUUUUUUUCCUUUGUGUUUGAGGAGGAAGUUUUUGUUUUUUAAAGCAAUACUAAAAACCAGAUUCUGUCUUCAGAGGCCCCAUGCUCAUGUGCACGUCAGUGGGAUACACUGGGAGUGGGGGCGGGGGGAGAAUGCUAUAUCACUCCAUUAGCUGCCUAAUGUUCAGCCCUCAAGAAUUUGAAGUUGAGCCCCCAAGUCAUCAUCAGGAACACUUUUCUUCUGCCAAACUACUGUCAGUUACUGGAAAAUGUUAGAACUCAGGUCUGUGAUUUGAGGUGGAGACAUAGUAGCUUAUACAGAGUUUAGGUGUGUUAGAUGAGAAAUUGUGUUGCCACCUUAUUUUUCCACCUUAUUUUUAUACAGGGAAAAAUGAAAAGAAAAAGAAAAAGUGAGAAUGAAGGAAAAAUACAAGGUGCCAAUGAUGUAGGGCAGCCUCCUCCUCAGCAGAACCUUUGACCUGUAGAAAGGUGUGAUGUCGAGAAAUGAGUUAUUUUGGAAAAAAAAAAAUGGCACUUCAGUAGUAUAGUCCUAGAAAGAUUAUCUUUUUCUAUGUGAACUGUUUUCUUAUCCUCUGUUUGUUUACCACUCAUCCUCUAAAGUCACCUCAAAAUUCAGUUUGAAAUGACCUUGACAAAAGUAAACAUACUUACCUUUUGUUAGUGGAACUCUGGGGUUCCAGUAUCCUUUGUGGUAGAGUUUUCAGGAUUCCUUAGGUUGUGUUGAAAAACCUCAAUGUAGGCCAAACCAAAACUAUUGGUUCUGUUUUAGUAAUUGCCUCAUGUCCUGUCAUUACUCUGUAUCAAAAAACAGAGGGUUAAAAGGCCAUAGCCCAUUUCCUAAAAUAUAAUGCACACUUCUUGUAGAUGUGAGGUGACUUUGCUGAUGUUGUUAUCUGAACAGGCUGUCAGGUGAGUAUGAUCCCUUCCCUUUACCCAGAGGGUGUGUUCUCUAGGUAGCCAGAGUACAGGUUACUUCUCACACAGAGAACCUACCCCUCUGUAUGAUUCUUGAGACUCUGCCUACAUCUCCCAUUUCAUUAAUUUAAAAGAAUUUCUGAGGCCAGGUGAAUCCUCACUUGGGAGGUAGAAGCAGGAGGGUCAGGAAUUCAAGGUCAUUCUGGCUAUAGAGAGAGUUCAAAUCCAGUCUGGUAUACAUGAGUCCCUGCCUCAAAAACAAGAGCUCCUAAAGAACACUCUGGGCUGUAGGUGCCGUUCUGGAGGAGGCUCGCUGACAAAGAAGAAUGUCUGUGGCCCCCAGCCAAGGUUUUAACCCAGUGGACAGAUAUUGAAAAUUCCAGUGUUGAUAGGAAAUAAAGUUCUGGUGCCGCUAUGGAGUUCAGUCAUUGAACAUACCACUCCUGACACAAGCAAGGCUUGAUCAUACUACUGUGGAGUAUACAUGUGCAAUAAUCAGUGAACUCAUUUCCCUGGUGUACAGAGAGCCACCUGAGCAGCUUGUAAUCUCUGGGUGCUAUUACAAGUGCGUGUAAUGAGUACUGUUUUCUAGGUGAUUAGAUUGGGCUGAUCUUCUGAAUAUCAAACAGUGCUCUUCUUUCUGUGUAGACUUUCAGCAAAAGCAGGUACUUGGAAACCACAGGCUCACCUUCUCUAUCUAUUCAAUAAUUAUUAAUGAAGAGACCUCCAUAAGGGAGCACUUGGCUGUUACCGAUAAAUAGACCAAUUACUAAAGAAUCUGUCUCCAAGCCAUCCGGUGAUGUCUGCAGCAUCACUGUAGAACUGUCUUGUGUCACUUUUUACUUCCCUCUGGGUGGAGCCUUUCGGACUCCCCAAGGCUAAUCAUUGUCUCCAGGUAGGGACUUUGCCCUGUGCUUGGGUAAGCACUCCCUAGACCGAGAGAAGCAGCGACAUUACAUCUGCUCUGUUCCUUCAUUUGGUGGUCAGCCAAUGCCAAUCAGCGUUAGCUCCUUGUAUCUAAAUCUCACGCACCUCUCCCAGAUGCUAAGGGGUUUUUCUCACUGUUGCCAGUGGAUGUCAUCCAAACAGUGGGCUCAUAUCUUAUGGUUUUUGUGCAAUCAUUGUCGUAUUGUAGUCCUAAAACUCAUUAUAGUGUAUUUUUGAUAUUUUUGAAAUGUGUUAAAUUUUUUAAUUCAAUAAUAUGAGCCAGAGCAUGUUGCAGCAAAUCUAUUGUUUGUAAAAAAUAAUAAUAAUAACAAUAAAUAAAAUAAAAUAGAAUAUCUUU
Molecule: messenger RNA, 7806 nt
Organism: Psammomys obesus (fat sand rat)
Lineage: Eukaryota; Metazoa; Chordata; Mammalia; Rodentia; Muridae
Gene: Phlpp2
Product: PH domain and leucine rich repeat protein phosphatase 2
Exons: 19
Coding region: 37-4110 (1357 amino acids)
Molecular function (GO): protein binding
Source: RefSeq, a predicted model, not a curated record